Molecule: messenger RNA, 1532 nt
Organism: Mugil cephalus (flathead mullet)
Lineage: Eukaryota; Metazoa; Chordata; Actinopteri; Mugiliformes; Mugilidae
Product: OX-2 membrane glycoprotein-like
Exons: 10
Coding region: 128-1279 (383 amino acids)
Molecular function (GO): cell-cell adhesion mediator activity
Source: RefSeq, a predicted model, not a curated record
GUGCUGACAUCUAUGAAAACGAAAGCAAUUCACCGCGGACACUCAGGAGUCAUGAGCUGGAAAAUCGUAGAAAAAUAGCAUUAAUGGUGCUUCACUUUUCUGGUAGAUGUAGAAACAUGUAACAACAAUGACUUAUGGCGCUGUCUUGUGUUUCUUCUCAGUGUUGGGGAUCGUUUCUAAAGGUCUAACAGCUGUGAUCCAGACACAGCAGACUGUGAUGGCAGCAGUGGGAGACAAAGUUUCUUUACACUGUCAGCUCAUGGAAACUAAAGAUGUCCUUCAAGUCACGUGGCAGAAGAUCUUACCUGAUAGGAGGACCAAUGUUGUCAGCUACGACAAAUUCUUUGGUGAAACAGUGAAUCCUGAAUUUAAAGAUAAAGUAGAGUUUGAAGAUGCUGGACUUCAGAGCAGCUCCAUAAUCAUCAAUAAUGUGACGGAGCAGGAUGAAGCCUGCUAUCUCUGUUUGUUCAACUCCUACCCUGAAGGAGCUCUGACAGGAAGAACAUGUCUCCAAGUUUACGAGCUGCAUCAACCUGUUCUACAUGUCAGAGAAUCAAACUCUACUGGAGAGGUAGUUGUGUCCUGUUCAGCCACAGGUCGACCUGCUCCCACUGUAACACUGAGAGCUACACAAGCAGACCGCAACUUGACUGACUACGACAGCGUCAGUGUGUCCAACACCAACGGUACAGUCACUGUCACCACUACAGCUGUGCUGUCAGCUCUCCAUGUAAACAGCACACAGGUUGGAUGUAGAGUUGGAGUGCUCUCUGGUCCUCAGAUAGAGGUGUUGGAGACCAUUCCUGGGCUCAAACCCACGUCUGCUGAUGACUCCACUUGGAUCUUUAUAUCGUUAGUGUUGUUUGUGGUGGCCUGUUGUUGUGCUGCUGUAUUAUGGAUCACUGUCAAUGUUAAACAAAGAAAAAAGAGAGACUUUGUGACGUUUGAAACUCCGAUCAAAGACUCUCAGGGUUUGCCACUCAGCGGUGCAAUAGACAUCACACCUGGAAGCUCAACCAAUGUCACUCCGAGAGAGAUGCACUGUGACCAUGACAAUAAUGAGGCGAUCGAUAAACUCGAUGACCUUCUUGUUGAAGUGGUCGACACAUCAGACACUACAACUACUGAGGAGGAUCCUCAGAGGGAAACAGAAAAUGAACCCCUCAUUCAACCGACUGGCCAACUGAUGGUACACCAUGAUGUCAGAAGGCGGCGAUCUCAUAUGGAUGCAGAAAACGAACCAAAUCCACCGCCUUCACCAAGAAAUAUAAAGUUUUGAUGGUCACAUUUUAAGCAUCAAAUUAUCAUUUCUUUGAGAAUUUAUGACCAUUUCCUUUUCAUCUCUUUUUUAUUAUCUGUGAGUUUGUAUAGUUUAAAGAGUUAUUUCCACGUUUUUUUGUUCGUUUGUUUCUGUAUUUUUUUUUUCUGUAAUAACAGAAACGGUUGGAUUUAUUCCGUUUUAUGCAGAUUAAUUGUUGAAUUCUGCAUUUUAAAUAAAUAUAUUGCAAUUUACAUUUGUCACCGUCACUAUU